Molecule: messenger RNA, 3124 nt
Organism: Neopelma chrysocephalum (saffron-crested tyrant-manakin)
Lineage: Eukaryota; Metazoa; Chordata; Aves; Passeriformes; Pipridae
Gene: FSCN2
Product: fascin actin-bundling protein 2, retinal
Exons: 5
Coding region: 1518-2993 (491 amino acids)
Biological process (GO): cell migration; establishment or maintenance of cell polarity; actin filament bundle assembly
Cellular component (GO): cytoplasm; actin cytoskeleton
Molecular function (GO): actin filament binding; protein-macromolecule adaptor activity
Source: RefSeq, a predicted model, not a curated record
CAGCCCAGCACCCCCAUAUCCCUCCUGGUAAGGGUGUUAGAUGGAAACCAGGGGGGGCACCCACCCGGAGGGGGGGUCACCCACCCCAGCCCCCUGCAAUGCCCCGGCCUGUCACGAGCAUGUUGGGUCUCAGCAGCCCCCAGUGGGGAGGGGUCCUGCUGUCCCCAGGCCGGGGGGACGCAGGGACACGCUGUGGCUGUGGGGCAGCGCCCAGGGGGCCCCCCCGAAGGGAACCUGACUCCGCCGGGGGGCCGGGGGGGGCCGCGGUGUAUAAAUGCCGCUCCCGGCUGCUCGGCCAGGCAGGUGCCGGCGGGCACCCACCGAGAGCCACGAUGCCACCCCCAGCUGCCCACGGACCCCCCCCGGAGCCCCCCGGGACCCUGACCCACUUAUCCCCCACCGCCAGGGCCUGAAAGCUGAGCCGGCUCCGUUUCGGGGGUCAGUUACAGCGGCUCGGGUGUCACGGCUCGGGGGGCCACGGCACCCCCCGGCUCGGGCAGAGCCAGCCCGGCAUGAAAAAGUCAUGAGCAACCAAAGCUGGGGUUGUUUGUGGGAACAAUAACCGGGCACGGGGCUGACACCGGAGCUGCUGGGCCGGGGAGAUGGUGGCAGGAACCAGGGCGGCAUCACCAGGACGUGGCCAGAGCCCGGCACGGGGGGUCCGAGCACUUUGGGGGGCCCAGGCGGUGGCACAGCCCGUCCCUGACAGGCCCAGGUGGAGCGUGGCCGAGGCUGGAGGUCCCUGUGGCUGCACCUGCCCCGUUUGGGGGGGUCCCAUUUGGGCUGGAGUUCAGUGCCUGCAGGGUGGGAGUGGGGCCUGUCCCCUGCACCCCUGUCCCCCCCAGUCCCUGCACCUCCUGCCCCCACCACGGGGCCAGACCCUCAUCGUUGCCAUGAGUUCCAGGCGGUCUCAGCCCCGAAGGACCCCACGCCCCGGGAUGGCUCCAGGGGGGGCUGGGGGUGUCCGUGACCCCGAUCCACAGCUGCAGAAGGGAUUUGGGGCCACCGGACAGAUGGAGGCCAAGGGCCCCAAAGCAGGAUAAAAGGUUUACACUAAUCAAAAUGCCUGGCUAAUUGGAAAAGGCGCUUAGGGGCUGGCCGGGAGGCGGCGCGGCUGGAGGUGACCCGCUGCUGAAUCAGAGGGACCGGUAACCUUAACCCGCCGGCAUCGGAACGGAUACGCCGGCCCGGAUCGGGUUCCCACCCAAGUUUUCCACCCGCGGCUCCGCCACAGCCGGACGGGGCCGCGGCGAGGGACGGUGGCGUGGCCGGGGGCUGCCGCGGUGCCCCCUCGCCCGGGCGUUCCCGGUGCCCACCGUGACCCGGCCGGUCUCUAAACCCACCUGAGGGUACCCAGGCGGGUCGCAGCCCCCAGGGCCCCGUCCCGCUCCGUGGGUCCGGGGCAGCGCAGCCGCCCCCGCCGCGGGCGCUCGGUCCGGCCCCGCCGCGACGCCCGGGCUCGGCAGCGCCGGGGAGCCCCCGCCGGCCCCCCGGGGGCCGCCCCGCCUCGGCGGAAGAUGCCAACGAAUGGGAUCCACCAGGUGCUGAAGAUCCAGUUCGGGCUGAUCAACUGCGAGAGCCGGUACCUGACGGCGGAGAGCUUCGGCUACAAGGUGAACGCCUCGGCGCUCAGCCUCAAGCGCAAGCAGAUCUGGACGCUGGAGCAGGAUGAAGCCGACAGCUCCAUCGUCUUCCUCAAGAGCCACCUGGGCCGGUACCUGGGCGCCGACAAGGACGGGAAGGUGCGCUGCGAGGCGGAGCAGCCGGGCCGGGACGAAGGCUUCAGCAUCAUCACGCAGUCGGACGGGCGCUGGGCGCUGCAGUCGGCCCCGCACCGGCGCUUCUUCGGGGGGCGCGAGGACCGGCUGUCCUGCUUCGCCCCCAGCGUGACGGAGGGCGAGCUGUGGACCGUGCACCUGGCCAUGCACCCCCAGGCCAACCUGCUGAGCGUGAGCCGCCGCCGCUACGCCCACCUGAGCGCCCACGAGGACGAGAUCGCCACCGACAGCAACCUGCCCUGGGGGGUGGACGCGCUCAUCACCCUCUGCUUCCAGGACAAGAAGUACAGCCUGCGCACGGCCGACGAGCGGUACCUGCGCUGCGACGGCACCCUGGUGCCCGAGCCCGGCGCCGGCACCGGCUACACCCUCGAGUUCAAGGCCGGCAAGUUGGCGUUCAAGGACUGCGACGGGAAGUACCUGGCGCCCACCGGACCCACUGGCACCCUCAAAUCCGGCCGCAGCUCCAAGCCGGGCAAGGAUGAACUCUUUGACCUGGAGGAGAGUCACCCCCAGGUGGUGUUCACGGCGGCCAACGGCAGAUAUGUCUCCAUCCGGCAGGGUGUCAACGUCUCAGCAAACCAGGACGAGGAGCUGAACCACGAGACCUUCCAGCUGCAGAUCGACCGCGACACCAACAAGUGCAGCCUCCACACCAACACCGGCAGCUACUGGACCCUGGUGGCCCACGGGGGCAUCCAGGCCGUGGCCACCGAAAUCGCUGCCAACACCAUGUUUGACAUCGAGUGGCGCGGGCGGCGCGUGGCCCUGCGCGCCAGCAACGGCCGCUACGUCUGCACCAAGAGGAACGGGCAGCUGGCCGCCGUCAGCGACGCCGUGGGGGAGGACGAGGAGUUCACCCUGAAGCUGAUCAACCGCCCGAUGCUGGUGCUGCGGGGGGAGCACGGCUUCGUCUGCUACCACCGCGGCUCCAACCUGCUCGACUCCAACCGCUCCGUCUACGACGUCUUCCACAUCAGCUUCAGCGACGGCGCCUACCAGAUCCGAGGCCAGGGGGGCAAGUUCUGGUACGUGGCGAGCAGCGGGUCGGUGUGCAGCGACGGGGACCUCUCCGAGGAUUUCUUCUUUGAGUUCCGGGAGCGCGGCCGCGUGGCCAUCAAAGCGAAGAACGGGCGGUACCUGCGCGGGGACCCCGCGGGGACCCUCCGCGCCGACAGCGAGUCCGUGCUGCGGGCCACGCUCUGGGAGUACUGACCCCCCUUCCCGGGCAGCCCCCGCCCACAGGCACCAGCCUGUCCCCCGGAAAAGGGGGGCGGUGGCAGCAGUGGCAGCGCCUGUGGCAGCCGCGCCCCCGGCCCCUCGACCCACGGCAUUAAAGUCACCUG